Phodopus roborovskii (desert hamster) is the source of this 2210-nucleotide messenger RNA. RefSeq names its product nucleolar protein 11 (gene Nol11). Gene Ontology annotation, cellular component: nucleus; nucleolus. The transcript has 18 exons. Lineage: Eukaryota; Metazoa; Chordata; Mammalia; Rodentia; Cricetidae. Gene Ontology annotation, molecular function: protein binding; RNA binding. Gene Ontology annotation, biological process: maturation of SSU-rRNA. The record is from RefSeq and is a predicted model, not a curated record. Bases 13 to 2184 code for a protein of 723 amino acids.
AGCCAGCCCAAAAUGGCAGCGCUGGAAGAGGAGUUCACGUUGUCUACUGGAGUCUUGGGCGCCGGGCCUGAAGGGUUCCUGGGGGUAGAGCAGAGUGACAAAGCAGACCAGUUCCUAGUGACCGACAGCGGCAGGACUGUGGUGCUCUACAAGGUUUCUGAUCAGAAACCUUUGGGCAGCUGGUCAGUGAAACAAGGUCAAACUAUAACAUGUCCUGCUGUGUGCAACUUUCAGACUGGAGAAUAUAUUGUGGUCCAUGACCAUAAGGUUUUGAGAAUAUGGAAUAAUGAAGAUGUAAACUUGGAUAAAGUAUUUAAAGCCACACUGUCCGCUGAGGUUCAUAGGAUCCACUCAGUGCAAAGGACAGAACCUCUGGUGCUGUUCCGAAGAGGUGCUGUCCGUGGGUUAGAGGCCUUGCUUGCAGAACCUCAGCAGAGCAUUGAAGCUGUCAUAGCUGAUGAGGAAGUGAUCAAGUGGUCAGAGUUUUUCAUGGUAUUUAAGCAACCUGUUUUAAUUUUUAUUACUGAAAAACAUGGGAAUUAUUUUGCUUAUGUACAAUUAUGCAAAUCACAUAGCUUAAGCAAAUACACACUCUUACUUGGAAAAGAAGAAAAAGCUGUUAAGCCAAAUUUUACUGCACGUGUGGAUGGAAAAUUCAUCUCCCUGGUGUCAUUAAGCUCCGAUGGGUGUGUAUAUGAAACCUUGAUACCAAUAUAUUCAAGUGACACUGAAAAAAAUCAUAGGUUAAUUAGAGCAUUGAUGCUCAAGGCAGUUGUGUCUGGUGCUGCUCGAAAUGGUACUGCGCUCACCAUCCUGGAUCAAGACCAUGUAGCAGUCCUGGGACCUCCGCUUCCAGCUUCUAAGGAAUGCCUCUCCAUAUGGAACAUAAAGUUUCAAACAUUACAGACGUCAAAGGAGCUGCCACAAGGGACCAGUGGACAACUCUGGUAUCAUGGGGAAAUACUAUUUAUGUUACAUGGAAAAUGUCUAACUGUGAUCCCAUACAAGUGUGAAGUUUCAUCUCUGGCGGGCGCUCUUGGGAAGCUCAAGCAUACGCAAGAGUCAGACACUCAUUCCAUGCCCCAUUUUGUGGACUGGGAAACUUGUUCAGGAUAUGAACUUGGGUCCUACAGUGCAGAGCAGUCAAGAACUCUAAGGAGGAAAAAAAUUGAAACAAAUUUACAUCCAGAAGUUCCAGGAUCCAAACAACUUUUAUCAAUAAUAAAGAAUAAUUCAGAAAAACACAUUGAAGUAGAACUACGUAAAUUUUUGGCUAAGUCAACACCUGACUUUCAUACUAUAAUUGGAGAUAUAGUAGCAGGACUUCUGGGAAGGUGUAAAGAAGAACCAUUGUUUUAUCCAAGGAACUGUCUGAUGCAGCUCAUUCAAACGCAUGUGCUUUCCUACAGCUUGUGCCCUGGCUUGAUGGAGAUUGCCCUAGAACAUACAGAUGUUCAGAUGUUACAGCUGUGUCUGCAACAGUUCCCUGACAUUCCUGAGUCGACCACCUGUGCUUGCUUAAAACUUUUCUUGAGCAUUGGUGAUGACUGUCUUCGAGACAUUAAUAUCAAUAUGGAGUCAGUUUUUGAUUAUAGUGAUACCAUACACGAUGAGAAAAAGGAAAAGGAAGAGCAAACUGAAAUAGUUCAAAAUGGCUUCAGUCCAGAAGACGGUAGCUGCAGUAAAAGUGAUCAGCAAUUAAAUAAAAAGCCGGGCGAUGCAGCAAAGGAGACCAUCUCUUUCCCUGUGACCUCAUGUCCUGUGGCACCAAAGCGAGCGGCUCUGCUAAAUGCAGUUCUCCAUUCGGCAUAUAGUGAGGCCUUCCUCCUGCCACACCUGAAGGACAUCCCCGCAAAGCACAUCACGCUAUUUCUCCAGUACUUGUAUUUCCUCUACCUGAAGUGUAGUGGCAAUGCUGCCAUGACUCUUCCUGGAAUUAGCCCUCCAACUCUGAGCCAGAUUAUGGAUUGGAUAUGCCUACUUCUAGAUGCCAAUUUUACUGUUGUCUUAAUGAUUCCAGAAGCAAAAAGACUGUUGCUUAAUCUUUACAAAUUUGUGAAAUCUCAGAUUUCUGUCUAUUCCGAGCUCAACAAGAUUGAAGUAAGCUUUCGGGAGCUACAGAAAUUGAGUCAGGACAAGAGUAGUAGAGGACUUUACUCCAUUGAAGUGCUGGAACUCUUCUGAAAGCAGUUUUCCUUCAUGGACAUUCU